AUGAUGUUCAUUCCUUCAGUGUUAACUGCAGCUCUCGCUUUGUUGUCCAGUGUCGGUUUUGCAGUGAACAGAUCUGCAGCUGAAUUGGCUUCUUACAACCCUGAUGCGUCACAUUAUAAUGGCAGCUUGAAUUUCUGCCUUGGUGCAAAGAAUCCCAAUGGCGGCUGCAAGACAACUGACGAAUAUUUGGCCGACUUGAAUGCAUUGGCUAAUUACUCGGCCAGCGUACGUACGUACGCUACGAGCGAUUGCAACACUCUGCAAAAUCUGUUACCUGCUUUGUCUCAAGCUUCCCACAAUUUCAGUCUAUACGUUGGUGUCUGGCCCACAGAUGAUGCACACUAUGCCCAAGAGAAGAGUGCUUUAUCCCAAUUUUUACCCAAGUACGGCGUUCGUAAUAUAAAGGGUAUUACCGUUGGAUCAGAAGUCUUGUACAGAAACGACCUUAGCGCUAAUGCCCUCGGUGACCGUAUUAACGACGUUCGUGGUCUUGUAAAGAGUUAUGGCUUUGAUGUGCCUGUCGGUACAUCCGACAGCUGGAACCUCUGGGCUGCUGGCUCUGGUGAUGCUGCCAUCCAAGCUAGUGAUUUUAUCAUGGCUAAUGACUUCCCUUAUUGGCAAGGUCAGAAUACUAGCAACAUGACGAACACUUUUGUUUCCGAUACUCUUACUGCUUUGGAGCGUGUUCAACAUGUCAAGGGCACAAACAAUGUGACAUUCUUGGUUGGUGAAACUGGCUGGCCUACUGGAGGUCCUAAUUAUGGUGAAGCCCAAACAUCUGUUGACAUUGCCAAGCAAUUUUUCCACGAUGCUUUAUGCCAAGUUAUGAAGAAAGGCAUUGACAUUUAUUACUUUGAAGCCUUUGAUGAGCCUUACAAGGGUGCCGAUAGCAACGUCGAACCCCACUUCGGUGCUUACUAUAGUAACCGCGUCCCCAAGUUCUCUUUGAACUGUACUGAAUCAAUUUAA
Molecule: messenger RNA, 969 nt
Organism: Schizosaccharomyces osmophilus
Lineage: Eukaryota; Fungi; Ascomycota; Schizosaccharomycetes; Schizosaccharomycetales; Schizosaccharomycetaceae
Gene: bgl2
Product: cell wall glucan beta-glucosidase Bgl2
Exons: 1
Coding region: 1-969 (322 amino acids)
Biological process (GO): cell wall organization; carbohydrate metabolic process
Cellular component (GO): cell surface; fungal-type cell wall; extracellular region
Molecular function (GO): 1,3-beta-glucanosyltransferase activity; glucan endo-1,3-beta-D-glucosidase activity
Source: RefSeq, a predicted model, not a curated record